AACAACGUAUACGAAGGAACCUAGCAGCUCCGUAUUCAUUUAAAAGUGGACCCAACAACUGAUCUUAACCCGACCCGGACCCGCAGGCGCAAGCAAGCAAACACGGGAUGUACGAAAUUGGCCCUAUCUAAAGCUUCUCAGCUACGCCUAAAAUCUCCCGCGUCAAUUCACUAACAAAUUAUUCUUCACUCACACUCACACUCACACUAGGGUUUCUCUCAUCAAAUUCUGCUUCAAUCGAUAAGUGUAAACAGUUUCUCUUCGAUUAUACCAAUGGGGAAGAGGCCAGUAGUAGUCUUAUCAUCAUCAGAUGAUGAUGAUUUUGCAUCCAAAUCCACUUUUAAUAAACCUAAAUCCAGAACAGCUUCUCGAGCGAACCCUAAAGGAUCGAAGAAAGUUAGGGUUUCGAGUUCCAGGUCUCAUCCGGGCAAAAAGGUUAAUCCUUUUGAGGAGAUGAAACUGUUCUGUGAGGAUUUUGGUGAAAGUUUUACUGGGUUCAAGGUAUCUGCUGGCUAUAGAAAUGGCAGCAAAGAGUUAUGGUUAGACAAGUAUACACCUUCUUCUUUGGCGGAGCUAUGUGUGCAUAAAAAGAAGGUCGAAGAGGUUAAAGUUUGGUUUGAAGAAAGAAUCAGUACCAAAAAGGAUGAACAUUGUAAUCACGUUCUUCUCAUUACUGGACCGUCAGGAGUUGGAAAAUCUGCAACAGUCUAUGCGGUUGCUUCCCAUCUUGGCGCCACAGUAUGUGAAUGGAACACACCUACUCCCACAAUAUGGCAAGAACAUAUACAUACCACGAAUGCAGGCUUGCGCUACAUGUCAAAGCUGGAUGAAUUCGAGAAUUUUGUGGAAAAGAUAAGAAAAUACGGAUUAAUUUCUUCAUCUUCGAAAGGAGAACAACAAAAACCAUAUAUCAUCUUAAUCGAUGAUCUUCCAGUAAUAAACGGAAAAAUUUCUUAUGGUAGACUGCAGCGCUGCUUGCAUCUUCUUGUGCAAUCUGUUCGUAUUCCAACUGUCAUACUGAUCACAGAUUACACUAGAGAAGACACCUCUGAUUACACUUCAAGAUGCUGGGAAGAUCUUCAGACAUUUCUUCAAAGCGCCGGGGCUUGUAAGGUGACGUUUAAUCCAAUCACAGUGAACUCUAUGGCAAAGACGCUUUCGAAAAUAUGCAGAGUAGAAAAGGUUAGAGUAACAGCUGACCAGAUCGACGUCAUAGCUAAAGCCAGUGGAGGUGACAUCAGACAUGCGGUUACGUCUAUGCAGUACCUUUGUCUGAAAUCAGGCUCAAUUGAAAAGGGGCCCCACAAGAUUGAUUAUUUGGAGGAUGGGUGUUCUUUACCGUUUGGCAGAGAUGAAACUCUUUCCCUGUUUCAUGCACUCGGGAAAUUCUUGCACAAUAAAAGAGAUACAGAGAAUUCAACUGCAUCUGACGCAGAUUCUCUGUUAAUAAAGGAGGAUUUUGCAAGAUUGCCUAUGAAAAUGGACGCACCAGAGAGGGUUCUUGGUCAAGCACAUGGGCAAGCAAGGCCUAUUGCUGAUUUCUUACAGGAAAACGUUCUAGAUUUUGUGCAUGAGGAAGCUAUGGAUGAUGCAUGGAUGGCAACUUCAUAUCUUAGUGAUGCUGACACGCUUCUUGCUUCACUUAGUGGAGCACAAUAUAGAAAUUAUGUGGCCGAGAACAUUAUCCAGUCAACUGCUGCAUCAGUGGCAGUACGUGGGGUGAUGUUUGGCAAUCGUCACCCCCUAUCCGCAAGGUGGCAUGCCAUCCGUCGUCCAACGCUGUGGCAGGUUGACCAAUCACUAUGGCGCAACAAGAAGGAGAUGGUUGGGCAAAGAAGUGUUGCUUAUAAUGGUGUGAACUUGUCUGAUGUUUCCAUCAUUGCAACCGAGUGGAAUCCUUUUCUUAAGUGGCUAGGGCCUAGAGCUUUCGAUGACGACAAAGGAUCAAUUAGUGGCCAAAUGGUUCACAAUGAAGGUUAUGAUGGCAUGGAGAUUGAUGACGACGACAACGAUGAUGAAAUAGAAGAUUGGUAGAUGGUAAUGAUGAUCAAAUAGGAUUGGUGGUAAAUUUUGUAGGGGGUGCUGAUAUUUUGGGGGAAGCAAACAUGUUUUAGAUUUUGUACAUGGGUGUAAAUUUAUGCUGGUUUUUU
Helianthus annuus (common sunflower) is the source of this 2150-nucleotide messenger RNA. Its product is annotated as cell cycle checkpoint protein RAD17. Gene Ontology annotation, biological process: mitotic DNA replication checkpoint signaling; DNA damage checkpoint signaling; DNA repair. Lineage: Eukaryota; Viridiplantae; Streptophyta; Magnoliopsida; Asterales; Asteraceae. The record is from RefSeq and is a predicted model, not a curated record. Gene Ontology annotation, molecular function: chromatin binding; ATP hydrolysis activity. Bases 274 to 2034 code for a protein of 586 amino acids. The transcript has 12 exons.